Molecule: messenger RNA, 498 nt
Organism: Ordospora colligata OC4
Lineage: Eukaryota; Fungi; Microsporidia; Ordosporidae
Product: Golgi-to-ER retrieval protein
Exons: 1
Coding region: 1-498 (165 amino acids)
Biological process (GO): retrograde vesicle-mediated transport, Golgi to endoplasmic reticulum; protein retention in ER lumen
Cellular component (GO): Golgi membrane
Source: RefSeq, a predicted model, not a curated record
AUGGACUUGAAAACAUUGAAGCAAGUGUACUUAGACAGGCUUGCAUCGAGACCAGACAUACGAUGGGCCAUCACGUGGGUUAUUUUUGUACUAUACUGCAUCCGCAUCUGGAUGACAAAUGCAUUUUACCUGGUGACGUAUUGCAUGGGGAUCUAUCUUCUGCAUGCAGUAAUUCUUUUCCUGACGCCGAAGGGAGAGAUGAUUCCAGACCCGUUUGAGAAUGUUGAUGAUGACUAUGUCCCAGAAAAGAUAGAUAAUGAGUUUAAGCCGUUUGUGAGGAAUCUCCCGGAGCUUGAGUUCUGGAUGUUUGCCACAAAGACUCUUGGAACUGCGCUGUUUGGGACGUUUUUUUCGAUUCUAGACAUUCCGGUGUAUACGCCGAUUCUUGUUGGAUACUUUAUAUUCAUGGUGGUUUACACAGGAAGACGGUUGAUAUCGCACAUGAAGAAGUAUAACUAUAAUCCGUUUGUGCAGAACAAGGAGUACUAUAAGAAAUAA